AUGUCGGGCAUUCCUGGUUCUGGCCAGAAGAGGCCGCGCUCUUUGCUAGAAGAACAGGGCGUUACUCAUCCCCGACCGAAGGUGUUGCUCAUAGAACUUAGCACGAUCAUUGAAGGCAAGGCCGCCUUGGUCGACUGCCUUCGGAUGGCUCUCACCAGCGUGCUCAUCCAGGAAGAGAUUCCCUUGUUCACCGGCGAAGAACUGUACCGAGAAUGCUACCUGUCGCCGCUCGUUUUCGACAUGAUGAAGGACAUGGGAAUACGCGAGCUUUCCGACGACGAGGAGCUUACAUUUGCCAAGAAGUACUUCGAGAGCUGGCAGAACGCAGGGUUGCCCCUCAUGACUCUUUGUAACGGCGCUAGAGAGUUUCUGGAGGCUGCAAAGGCCCAGGAGUCGAUCAAGGUUGCGAUCCUUAGCAACAAUGUGCCUGUGGCCAAGUCUGUGUUGGAAAUGCUAGGCGUUGAACACUUGGUCGACAACCUCAUCGAAACCCAUUCGUAUGAGGCUCACAGAACCACGGACGGAGAGUCCAAGGAACCUGCUUUCUACUUCUGGUCUCAUUGGUACCACGUGGUGGUCAAGUGGUUCGACCGCAUCACUGGCGGCCACAAUCUAAUUCUGACCGACAAUAUUGCGAUGGAUGCGCCCAGUAGCCAGAAGGACGAGCACAUGAAAGAUGACUCCAGCACCGUCGUGACCACUGUUAUUGCGCACGCCAACCCUAUUAGUUCACAAAAGAGGGCUUCUUCCCUCCACCCCAGCGAAGUCCUUCUUGUCUCUCGAGCCAUUUACGACUUCAAGAUUGUGGCGCACAGCGGCAUGCAGACUUGCUGGUUACACGACAUUGACGAGGCAGCCGAUCCCGAGACAAAUGCGGUGGCCGUCAACGACAGUGCCGAUACUAGCAAGGCUAGCGGCGGCAAAACGCCCCUUACUGUCCAGCAUCUUAUUGCUGAGACCAAUUGGUCUGAGCAGGAAAAGAAGGAGAAUAGGUUACGCCGAGCACAGCAGUACCGUGCCGCGGUCGAGAAGAUCAAGUCGGAGGUUGAUUUCACCUUCUCCGAGUUGGAUGAGUUGACAGCGUUUGUCUUUGGCGCCGACGAUCGGUCCGCUACUGCUAGCCUGCGUGAUGACAAUGAGGGUGAGAUUGGGGUUGCGCCGGUUGGGGUUGCGCAGGAUCAGCAGGUGGUGGUCAAGUCCGAGGAGGAUGAUGGCAGUGUGAUGGGCCUGAGUCCGAUCAAAGACGACCAGGUCGUGGUUAUUGAGGACAAUGACAGUGACGACAGCGACGAUGAGGUGCUCUUCAUCGGGGAGACUAAGGUCGUGACCGUCGUGCCAUAA
This is a messenger RNA of Dichotomopilus funicola, 1341 nucleotides long. RefSeq lists its product as uncharacterized. NCBI's taxonomy places the organism in Eukaryota, Fungi, Ascomycota, Sordariomycetes, Sordariales, Chaetomiaceae. The transcript has 2 exons. The record is from RefSeq and is a predicted model, not a curated record. The coding region runs from base 1 to 1341 and encodes 446 amino acids.